CUGUGUCUGGUCAAACAAGUUAUUCUUAUAAUGAUUAUGGCAGAGCAACUAAACGAUGAGCAGAUUGCAGAAUUCAAGGAAGCCUUCGACUUGUUUGACAAAGAUGGGGAUGGUGCCAUCACAACCAAGGAACUUGGUACUGUGAUGCGUUCGUUAGGACAAAAUCCGUCAGAGUCAGAACUGCAAGACAUGAUUAACGAAGUUGAUGUUGAUGGAAGUGGUACGAUUGACUUCCCAGAAUUCUUAACCAUGAUGGCCAGAAAGAUGCGAGACAGUGACACGGAAGAGGAGCUACGAGAAGCUUUCCGAGUGUUUGACAAGGAUGAAAAUGGCUACAUUUCUGCGGCCGAGUUACAUCACGUGAUGACAAAUCUAGGAGAAAAACUUACUGAAGAGGAAGUUGACGAAAUGAUCCGUGAAGCUGAUAUUGAUGGUGAUGGGCAAGUUAAUUACGAAGAAUUCGUGAAGAUGAUGACGUCAAAGUGAACCCUAUGAACUUGUGCAGAUUUCUACAUCUGUGAUAUUAUAUUUUCAAGCUUAUGUGUCCUGAACAGACAAAGAGGGAGAGAGACAGAGAGAGAGAAAGAGAGAGAGAGAUGGACAGAAAUAGAAAGAAGGGGAAAAGAAAGAGGGAAACAAGAACAAUGAAAGAAAGUUUGAAGGAAAGAAAAUGAAGAAAUUAAUUGCUAUGAAACGAAAUAAUGCAAAGGAAUUAUAAAAUGCAAAAAAAAAAAAUAAUAAAAUAAUUAAUAUUGAUGAAUAUUUUGAAGACUGACCAUUAUUUCGGACAGGAAAGUAUAAUGGUCAGAAUGGAAGUAAAAGAGAAAAAUAAAACAAAAA
Molecule: messenger RNA, 840 nt
Organism: Octopus bimaculoides (California two-spot octopus)
Lineage: Eukaryota; Metazoa; Mollusca; Cephalopoda; Octopoda; Octopodidae
Product: neo-calmodulin
Cellular component (GO): myosin II complex
Molecular function (GO): calcium ion binding
Source: RefSeq, a predicted model, not a curated record